AAACAUGUCAAUUAAAACAAAUGUACGUCAACAUGGAUUUAUUAAGUACUUCGUUUAUACUAGGUAAUAGAAAAGGAAGGUCUCUUUCUUUUCUGCAUCCCUUUCUAUAUAGCCCCUUAAAUCGAAGCGUGUUUAUGUGGUAGCCGUCUUACGCCCUUGGAAUUAGUAGGUAAUAGUAGUACUUAGUAAAUCCAUGCUUACGCCCUUACAAGAUUAGUAAUGAAUGAAAAGAAAAAAUCAGUCACUCAGUCGACAAGCGGCGUGUAUGAGUGAACUGAGUUUAUAAAAUGUUUGCCAUUGUUUUCAUCGUUUUGUGAAAUUAUCCAACCUUCUAGGUUGUUUGGAAAUUUGUUGAUUGUGACAGUCUAGUGGUUAUUGUAAAAGUUAUUAAUUACGAUGCAGACAGGCAGCGGUGCUAAAAAUCCGCCAUGGGCUCGGUCAAACGUGAAUACAAAUAUGACCGGCAUGAAUGCUCAAAUAAUGGAUCCCAAUUCAAUGAUGUCCCAACAAAGCAUGAUGCCCUUCCAGCAGUCUCAAGCAGUUUUUAACCCAAAUAUGAUGCAGGCACAGGGAGGUAUGGGGAUGCCCAUGGCCGGUCAAAUGCCGAUGAAUCAAAUGUCUCAAGGUCAAAUGUACCCGGGCAAUGUAGUAGCUUAUCCAACCCCACGUGCCAUGAACCCGGCUAUGUAUCAAAAUGCUCAAUCUAACCAGACGCAGGCCACGGGAGAACAACGCGUAUUUACUGGUACUGUAACUAAGACACACAAUGACUUCGGGUUUGUUGAUCAUGACGUGUUUUACCAAACUUCCGUGUGCGCUAAAGGCGUUAUCCCAAAGCUCAAUGAUAGAGUACUUGUUGAAGCUACUUAUAAUCCAAAUAUGCCUUUCAAAUGGAAUGCCACUCGCGUCCAAGUGUUGCCUCAGGGUGGCAACCAGAAACAGAACAUGGGAAAGUCCAAUUACAAUGCUGUGCCACCACCAGCUAACAAGAAAUCUAUAUUGCCUCGUCGUGAUAACCGCGAUGAUCGUCGGGACCCGCCAUCAAGACGUGAUGACAGAAAACGCUCCCGCACACGCAGUCGGUCUAGGGGUAGGAUGGAUAGCCGCAGCCGUAGAGACUCACCACCUAGGAAGCGGCCUGUGAUCCAUCAACCUUCACCCAUCAAAUAUGUAGUCAGGGUGCCCAGAAUGCCUUUGGAUAUAUCAAAGAUGGAUGUCCCAACCUUAGCUCAAAGGUAUACUAAUCUGUACAUUCCAUCUGAUUUCUUUAAUGCCCAUGUGAAGUGGGGGGAGACUUUCCCACCCCACUCCCCAUUUGCCCUGAACAACCCCUGCGGGUAUCACAUCAUGAGUAAGGAGACUGACAACCCUUCACCCAAUGAUGCUGUCUUGGAACCACCAGAUGCAGAUUAUAAAUUUUCUGCAAAGGUGAUGUUAAUCAGUAUGCCAACAUUGGAAUUCUUGUACCAAAAGUGUGGUCUAACAAAAGUUGAUGAAAAAGACAAACGUUCAAGUAAAUCCCCCAUGCACCCAACUCGUUUGAUCAAGUUCCUAGUGGGUCAAAAGAGCAAAGGUGCAGAGAAUUUCGCUAUUGGUGGACCCUGGAGUCCCUCAUUGGAUGGUGAAAAUCCCCAGUCAGAUCCUAGAGUUUUAGUCAAAACAGCUAUACGCACUUGCAAAGCCCUAACUGGCAUUGAUUUAUCACAAUGUACACAGUGGUACCGAAUGGUGGAGUUUUACUACUGGCGCGAGGGCAGCGGCGGCAAGUCCCGCCUCGAGACUGUGGUGUUGUUCCUGCCAGACGUGUGGUCUGCUCAGCCGUCGCGUAUCGAGUGGACAACCAUUCAGGACCAAUAUAGAGCGGCUUGCGACGCCGCCGUCAACAGGAUCGAGGAGCCGCCGGAGCAGCUAUCUGCAGACCAGCAAUCUGCUGAGCCCAAGACGGAGGAGACAUCUGUGCAAAGCGAGGAGACAGAUUCAGCGGACAUAUCCCAAAUUGAUAAUGCUAGCGCAAAUUCGAGUACAAUAACCAUUGAAGAGGAUGAUGAUGAGGACAGGCCAGAACCUACACAUUACUCUAAGAUUGACCUGAAAACGAUUAAAGUGGAUCAGUUACGGCAAGAGCUUCGGGCGCGUAAAGUUAGCUGUAAAGGAUUGCGGGCGCAAUUGAUUUCUCGCUUAUCCAAACUAAUCAAGACUGAAGAAGAAAAAGAAACCAAGAGUGAAGAUGUAAUGGAACUAGAGGAUGACGAGAAUACUGAAGAAAAGUCUGACAAAGAUAAGAAAGAGAAAAGUGAAAAGGAACCGGAGACAGACAAGGAGAAGCCAAAGCCUGUGGAAGAAAAGAAAGAAGAAAAAGUGGAAAAAAAGAAAACUGAGAAAGAAAUUGAGGAAGAGAAAAAGAAGUUGGAGAAAGAUAAGCAGCAAAUCAAACAGCGUUAUGAACUGCCUGGCACGCCCCAUAUCAUGGUACACCCGUCCAACACUGCUAAGGGCGGCAAGUUUAACUGCAGUGUGGCCACGCUCUCGCUGUUGCUGGAUUACAGAGUCACCGACAACAAGGAACACAGCUUCGAGUUGUUUGUCUUCGCUGAGUUGUUCAAUGAAAUGCUGAUGCGUGACUUUGGAUUCUACAUCUACAAGACUCUGUACACAUUGCCUGAGAAGGUCGAGGAAGUUAAAGAGCCAGAGAAACCAGCAGACAAAACAGAGAAAAAAGAUGAGAAGAAAACUGAAGGUGAUAAGAAGGAUGAUGCAAAGAGUGAUAAAAAGGAUGAUCGCCGCGAUGACAGGCGCGACUCUCGAAGGAGAGAUAGACGGGAGUCUCACAGCGACGACGAGCGCAGCAGCUCCCCUCGCGGGCGCCGCAGCCGCGGCGUGGAGCUGCCGCCGGACCCCUACCUGCUGCUAUCUCUGGUGUACUUCGACACCUCCCGCGUGGGCUACAUCUCCAAGAAGGACCUCCAGAACCUCUUCAUGAGCCUCGGCCUGGCGCUCUCCAGGUCUCAGAUCCGGGCCAUUCUGGAGAAAGUCUGCAUCAAAGACAAUUUCAGUUACAAGUCACUGGUACAGGCUAUCAAAGAAUUAGCGUCGGGGCAGGCGGACCUGCAGGACCUGCCUCUCGAUGGCACUGUAUCUGUCAACAACGACGUGACGGACCAUAUCACAGAAUUGGAAGCGGCCAUAGCAGCGGGCAACCGCGACUUACUGCCAGUGUUCAACAGGCCGGAAGAAAAUGGUGAUUCGUCUGGUGAAACUAAGGACAUUAGCGAUGGAGCCGUGGUGAUGUACAAGAACCGCGUGAUCGACAUCGGCGCGCUGGUGGCGGCGGAGGCGCGCAGCUCGUCGCACCGGCUGCGGCUGGAGAGCGCGCUGGAGAGCGCGCGCGCGGCGCUGCGUGCGGCGCGCGCGGCCGCCGUCAGCACGCAGCAGGCCGAGCGCGGCGCGCAGUCGCAGCUCUCCGACCUCAGCGCUCAUCUCGCCGCCGCCCGCGCCAGGAUCACCUCCCUCACUGCCAGCUCAAAGAUAUUCCACUCUGCAUUAAAGAGUAUCCAGUCUAAGGUGGAAGCCGUAGUCAACAUCAAGUUCGAGGAAGAAGAUGUUGUUGAAGUUUCCAAUGGACCAGCACAAGGGGAAACAAAAGUAAAGAAUGAGGUCAAAAUGAAAGCCGAACCGAAAGAAGAAAAGUCUGAAGCGACUGAAGAAGCCAAACAAACUGACGAAAGCAAGGAGGGAGACAACGUUGUGUCAGACGCGAAAGAACCUGACAAUACAGCAUCAGAGAAUAUGGAUCUCGAUGAAUCUGCUACGUCUUAAGUACAUCAAUUGUUUAAGGACUGGUUUUAUAUAUUUUACUAUAGUUUUCUGCAAUUUAUCUCUAGGAAUCCGAGCCUUACGCAUUUUUUAUUACUUUGUGAGAUGUAAAGUAAUAUUAUUUCAUUUGAAAACAGUAUAAAUAUGGUGAAGUUUCAUUAUUAAAUCAUAUGUGUGUGUUUACCACACAUCGGAUAAAAUAGAUUUAUUUUUAUAUUCAUUGAUUAAUGAAAGGACAUUCUUACACAUUGAUGGAUAGUGUAGCAUUUUAUGUUAAAAUAAUCAGUUCGAACUACAACCAUUACUAGUUGUAACUGUCUAAAGGAGCACCCGAUGCGUAUACGCCUAUUUAGAGUGGCAUCUUUCUGAUGCACGACUAACAUAUUUACUUUAGCGUUUAUAAGUCUGUAAAUAGAAAAUUUGGAAACUAGAUUUAAGGAUUUUAGCAUUUAAAAAAAAUGCAAUAAAACUUGAUAUAUAUAA
Messenger RNA from Plodia interpunctella (Indianmeal moth), 4296 nucleotides. RefSeq names its product cell division cycle and apoptosis regulator protein 1-like. Lineage: Eukaryota; Metazoa; Arthropoda; Insecta; Lepidoptera; Pyralidae. Gene Ontology annotation, biological process: regulation of DNA-templated transcription. The transcript is spliced from 15 exons. The coding region runs from base 397 to 3816 and encodes 1139 amino acids. Gene Ontology annotation, cellular component: nucleus. The record is from RefSeq and is a predicted model, not a curated record.